UUUGACUUGACGAUGUGAUUUUUGUUGUGUCUGAUUGGGGACUGAUAAGUAUUUAUUCUAGGUCGUUCCAGUGUUAUGAGGCUGUUGUCUAUUGGCAGUUGACAAUCAAGAAUGUACUGCCAGUCUAUAAUUGCCAGUCUGGUCUGAUGCUUCUCCCAUUCAUGAUUCAUCUCCCACAAAACUAGGGCGCUGGUGCCUCGGGAGUCGGCAUGCUUUUUAGCUACCACCGGACCGACCCCGUGGUCACGAUGGUAGAAUCAAGGGUCUUGACGCCCUGUUACAUUCGGCACGAGGUUUAUAGCUCCCUUCAUGUCUGCUCCACAUACCAAACGUAUUUGCCAGAUAAUAAAGCUCAAACCAGAAUGUGUAGAUGAGUACAAAGAGGGCCACAGCAACGUAUGGCCUGGCGUCCUCAACGCUCUUAGGCGGUACCACAUCGUAGACUACUCGAUCAAUCAUUACCCGCCACUGAAUUUGCUCGUCGCAAACUUCAAGUACACGGGUAGUGACUUUGAGAAAGACAUGAAGGCUAUCGGGGACGACGAGGAGACGCAGAGGUGGUGGAGGCUCACAGAUAGCAUGCAAGAGAGCUUUAAUGAUGGUGCAUCUGGGAGUGGAAAGGAGAUUCCUUGGUGGACGGACGUCGAGGAAGUCUUCCGUUUCGAGGGAGGCUCUUCAACAUGAUAUGUUGAAAGCCGUCGUUAAUGAGCUGUAGUUUAAUUACUACCUCAUCGCGCGAAUGAAGUAUUAGACGACGACUUGCUAAUCGCACUGCGUAUAUUGGGACCAAGAGAACGCCACGAAGCUCUGACCGCGAACCCAGCUGAUAAUACCUCCGACUCACACAUCGCUAGUCACUAGGUGGUUUACGCGCCUAGGAUCCGAAAUUUUUGUGUGUCAGCUGGUUGUCCUGCACAUCAAGUCGCGGCGCAGUUUAGUGUACGCAAUCACCAACAUACUUACACUAUCUUUCCUCUCACAAAUAUUCUCUUGCAGACUAGAUAGAGCCUAGUACAGUAGACCUAGAAAUUCAGGCCUCGGUGAUCUACUCAACGUACGUGAUGAUCCCAAAUAUUCUUUGACUCAUUUACACCGUGACCACUCAUCAAUUGCGGUCUGAUGCAACACCUCAACCUGCUUCGGUGCUUCAUAAUCCUGCGAUAUCUGUUGCCCUCUGCCAAGUA
Messenger RNA from Suillus clintonianus, 1184 nucleotides. Its product is annotated as rhamnose mutarotase. Gene Ontology annotation, molecular function: racemase and epimerase activity, acting on carbohydrates and derivatives. Lineage: Eukaryota; Fungi; Basidiomycota; Agaricomycetes; Boletales; Suillaceae. The transcript has 3 exons. The record is from RefSeq and is a predicted model, not a curated record. Bases 310 to 684 code for a protein of 124 amino acids.